UUUACAAAAUGUAAUGUAAAACAAAUAUUACAUUACAUSUGAAUGACUGGUAAUCAAAACAUCAACUCAAUAGUGAUAAUCAAUUAAUUGUUGGAUCAAUUAGCAGAUCUUAAUCACAAAUCAUGUCGAAGAAGUCGUCGUCUGUAGCGAUGGGCGUCAAACAAGAGGACAUCACUCAAGCGGUCAUAAUUGCCGACAGUUUUACGUCAAGAUUUAAGCCGAUCACCAAUUUUAAGCCUAAAGUUUUGCUUCCACUCGUGAAUCGACCACUUCUUGAAUAUACUUUAGAGUUCUUAAACAACGCCGGAAUCGAUGAGACGUUUAUAUUUAGUUGUUCUCAUUGGCAACAAAUCAAACACUUUGUCGCCGAUUGGCAAACGAAGGCCUUAAAUAACUCGAUGACGAUUUCAGUGUUUGCGUCGGAAAGCUUUCAAUCGAUGGGCGACGCGUUACGGGAAUUGGACGCCAAAGCGGUCAUAAAAUCGGAUUUUAUACUCAUUAACGGCGAUUCAAUCGGCACUUUACCACUCAAAGAGAUCAGAGCUCAACAUAAAGCCAACAGAUUGAAAGAUAAGGGAUGUGUAAUGACUACUGUUUUCAGACGCGCCAAACCUAACCAUAGGAUCAGAUCACUUGAAGACGAAUUUGUAGCAGUUGUUGACUCUGAGACUAAUAAGAUAUUGCAUUUUGAAAGGAUUUUGAAUAAUAAGCGUCUUAGGAUACCAUUGAGUAAAUUUCAAGAAAACCAAAGUGUGGACAUUCAUCACGAUCUUCAGGACACACAUAUCAGCAUUUGUUCCAUUAAUGUUCCGCCACUUUUUACAGAUAAUUUUGAUUAUGAGACUAGAGAUCACUUUAUUGAUGGUAUUUUAGUUCACGAAGAGUUAUUAGGGAAUUCAAUCUACGCCCACACUGUGGACACCGGAUAUUGCGCGCGGGUUAACAAUGUUUGCAAUUAUGACAGAAUUAGUAAAGACGUGUUGCAAAGGUUUACUCACCCAAUGGUUCCGGAUAUGCAAAAUAUGUGUACAUAUCAGAGACAUAACAUAUAUAAGAAAAGUGGAGUCCAUCUGGAAGUAGAUACCACAAUUAAAGAGAACGUUGCCAUCGGUGAAAACUCUUCAUUUGGUAACAAGACUUAUAUAACUGACAGCACUAUUGGCUCCAAAUGUAAAAUUGGAAAUAAUGUCAGAAUAGAUAACUCGUAUAUUUGGGACAACGUUACCAUUGAAGACAAUUGUGUCAUAAAUCAUUGUAUUAUUGCUGACAAUGUCUACUUGAAGCCAAAUGUCACUGUAAAUGCCGGAUCACUUAUCUCUUAUAAUGUUGUUUUGGGUCCAAAUAUUAAUCUUAAAAAGUGUUCUUACAUUACCUACGAUCCGGACGAUGAAAGCGAUAAUAUUAUUGAUAAAAGUAUUGUCGGUAAUGAAGGCAGAGGUUGGAUCUAUAAAGAGGACAUCGAUGACGACGAUUCCGAAGAAGAAAAGGAUAUAUUCCAAGAGAUUUGGGGUGAAAGUGAAGAUGAGAACGACGACGAAGACAAAUACACAACGAGUACCAUAUUUUCCGAUAACUUUUCUUACGACGAACGCGAAGACAGUCCGAUUGGCGAUGACUUGAAAGUAUUUUACGAUGAAGUAAGUGAUAGCUUACAGCGUGGCAUCAAAGAGAAAGUCAUUUGCGAGAACCUAAUACUUGAGAUAAACUCAUCGAAACAUGCCUACAAUGUCCCUAUGAAGGACUUGAAUAUAUUGGUUAUGAAAGCCAUACUUGAUUUACCUAACUGUGCUGAGAAUACCGAUAAUGCGAUCAAUGCCAACGCUUAUUUCGAUGACCAGCUUAAGCCAUGUUUAGUUCAUUUAUUGCCAUUAAUUAAAAACUAUAUUAAGAGUCAGGACUCUCAAAAUGAUUGUAUCGAUGCUAUUGAAGAAUAUUGUCUUCUAAGCGAUCAGGGAAUUAAUGUUUCAAUUUUGGCCAAAACUCUUCAUUAUUUAUAUUUCGAAGAUGUGCUCAAAGAGGAUACCAUACUUGAGUGGCACAAGAAUGCCAAACCAUUGGCUGAACUAUCAUUUGCAGAUCAGGAGAACCUAAGAAAACAGAAAAUAGUUUUGGGAUUAAUUAAAUGGCUCGAAGAGGCUGAGGAAGAAUCGUCUACCGAUGAUGAAGACUAGUUGACAACAUUAGUUGAAUUGAGUCAACCACUAAACCUAUGCAUCAGCAGGCCUUAGGAAAUGACUUUUUUAUUGCUUUUUAUUUGUAAUUAAAUAAUUUAAAUAAAAAUUUAAUAAUAAUUAUUUAAAGUGUU
Oppia nitens is the source of this 2305-nucleotide messenger RNA. It is a transcript of the gene eIF2Bepsilon, whose product is annotated as translation initiation factor eIF-2B subunit epsilon-like. Lineage: Eukaryota; Metazoa; Arthropoda; Arachnida; Sarcoptiformes; Oppiidae. Gene Ontology annotation, cellular component: eukaryotic translation initiation factor 2B complex. The record is from RefSeq and is a predicted model, not a curated record. Gene Ontology annotation, molecular function: translation initiation factor binding; guanyl-nucleotide exchange factor activity; translation initiation factor activity. The transcript has 9 exons. Gene Ontology annotation, biological process: biosynthetic process. Bases 123 to 2171 code for a protein of 682 amino acids.